AAAAUACAGAACUGAACAAAUUCAAAAAGAAGACAACAAAGGUUCUGGUCACAAACUAGCAGUAAAAAGCUUUCGGAGGAAUCAUUAGAGGAUUAUAAAGGUGGAUCUGGAACCAAACACCUUAGAAACCAAAUGGACUCGAACAAAAAGGCUAUUAAAAGUGUAAGGAUGACGUCAAAGAGAAACAAGAAAUCAAAAACUGACUAUUUUUCAUCCUUCGUUACUACUAAUAAGUCUUCUCUUGAGCCAAAAUCAAUGUUUUACUCAACUGCGAGUCGGUUUAGAGAAGAUAAGAUCAGCAAGAUAUGUGAAUCAACAACAGAACCAUUCAGAAGAACUCAGACAAGGAUUAAUGGAAGACUCAAAGAUUAUACUCCUAGUCAGAAUGAAGAGGGUACUCAAGGCAACUGGGAAGACUUAAUUGAUAAGACAUUUGAGAACAUCACUCUUCUGGUUAGGCAAAAGAAGGAUGCAAAGGAACAAAACAUUUACUUAAGGUAUCAAUUAACUGAAGCUUUGGAUGAGCUAGAUGAAGAGACCAGGAUACAAAAGCAGCUAGAGCAGGAGAUAGAAGAGGAGAGAAAGAAAACACCCUAUAUUCAUUCAGCUAAUAAAGAAGUUAAAACUGAGCUGGACAAGUAA
Moneuplotes crassus is the source of this 642-nucleotide messenger RNA. The record is from the annotation of a GenBank genome assembly. Lineage: Eukaryota; Ciliophora; Spirotrichea; Euplotida; Euplotidae.